This is a messenger RNA of Zophobas morio, 1938 nucleotides long. Its product is annotated as heat shock 70 kDa protein-like. Bases 74 to 1933 code for a protein of 619 amino acids. The record is from RefSeq and is a predicted model, not a curated record. The transcript has 2 exons. Gene Ontology annotation, cellular component: cytosol; plasma membrane; cytoplasm. Gene Ontology annotation, molecular function: ATP-dependent protein folding chaperone; ATP binding. NCBI's taxonomy places the organism in Eukaryota, Metazoa, Arthropoda, Insecta, Coleoptera, Tenebrionidae.
UCUCUAUUGACGCAAAAUUACGUUCCUUACUUUUCUGUUUAUCAAAAUAUAGACAAAAAUUUGAACUUUUUGAAUGGAUGACAUAGUGAUUGGCAUAGAUCUGGGUACUACAAAUUCGUGUGUUUCUGUUUAUACAAAAGGCAGACUACGAAUCUUAGAGAACGAAAGAGGAGAAAGAGUUACACCGUCUUUCAUCUACUUUCAGCCACAAGGUGGUGUCGCUUUUGGGGUACAGGCAAAAUCUAUGUCAGUCAAUAAACCAAAAAACGGAAUUUUCGAAGUGAAACGGCUUAUAGGUAGAAAGUUUGACGACACAUACAAUAAAAAAUUUCGGAACUAUUUUCCAUUUGUAAUAUCUUCAGGCGUCUCUAACCACCUAGUGAUUUCUUUCGAGCAGAAUAAUACAAAAAUCGAAAAAACACCACAAGAAUUGUGUUCACUUAUCCUCCAGGAAUUAAAAAAGUAUGCUGAAGCAAAGCUGAAUCACAACGUAAACAAAGUAGUGAUAACUGUUCCGGCUUCGUUCAACGUUACACAACGAGAAGUCACUUUAGCAGCAGCUAAAGAUGCCGGGUUCACUGUGCUCAAGCUUCUAAAUGAACCAACAGCAGCGGCUUUGGCUUACUACUUCGAUAACGACAUUGCCGAAAACCAUAUUUCUUUAGUUUAUGAUUUAGGGGGUGGAACUUUUGACGUUGCGAUUCUUCAAAAAAAAACUGAUAACGUAGCAGUACUAUGCGUGGGUGGAGACACACAACUAGGGGGUCAAGAUUUGGAUAACUGCAUUUUAGAUUAUAUUUUCGAGAUUUUACGCAAGGAUUAUGAUUACGAUGCGAAAGUGGAUCCAGAUGAUAAAAGAAGAUUGCGUAUUAAGUGCGAAGAAGCCAAGAAAAAAUUGUCAUUGGUUAAUGAAGCAGUGAUAACAAUAAACGGAAUGGUGGUUAAACAUCGCAGAAUUAUUAUUACACUAACGAGGACCCUCUUUGAAGAGAAAGCAAGCAAGUUAUUCAAAAAAACUAUCGACAUCCUUCAUAACUGUUUAAUCGAUUCAAAAAUUUCCAAGCAAUUGAUUCAGGAGGUAAUCUUGUGUGGUGGCUCGACCCGAAUACCCAAAAUACAAGAAAUGAUUUCAGAGUAUUUCGGAGGUAAAGAUUUAAAUAUGUUUGUAAAUCCUGACGAGUGUGUAGCUGAAGGUGCAGCUUUGCAAGCUGCUAUGCUAUCAACUAGUAAAAAACAGAAUAUUGAACAACUGGAAAUGGUCGACGUUGUUCCUCUUUCGUUAGGUUUUGGUAGGCUCGGAAGUGAAAUGGUUGUAAUAAUUCGUAGAAAUACUAAGGUACCGACUAAAGGAUUUCACGUAUUUGUAAACAAAGAAGAAGACGAAACCUCGUUUUCUGUUGGAAUAUAUGAAGGAGAGCGUCCAGAUGUAAGGAAAAAUCGUUACUUAGGAAAAUUAUCUAUUGAUGGCUUAACAGCGGCACCACCUGGACAACGACGUGUAACUUUUAGCCUGAAUAUUGAUUCCAAUGGAAUACUAACAGCUAAAGCGAAAGAAAGAUUAUCUAAUAGCGUUAAAGAAAUGAAGGUGAAUUACACUAGAGGUGACAAGAGUGAACUAGAAAUUCAAAACUCAUUACUGGAUGCAGCAGAAAACAAAGAGGCAGACAUAAAGUUCACAAAUUUUGUUAGAACUAAACAAUAUUUAAUUCGGUAUUUAACACGUUUCUUGUAUAACCUUGAUAAAAUGAACUUGGAUUAUCAAUCAAUUCAAAAAUUUUGCGAACAAACAAAAAAGGACUUAAUUAAUAUGGAAGUUGAGCAAGAAGAAAGUGUAAAAAAUCUUCAUGAAGAAGUAGAAGCGAAAUGUUAUUUAAUUGCCGAAAAUUAUAAGUUUGAAUACAUGCCUAAAAAACAAUUAUGUCGCCUAAUCUAAGAAAG